AUGCGCGGUGAUGCGAGAUUGUCCAAUGCCACUGUGACUCUCUCUCACCACGUUCCGCAGAAGCGCUCUAGCCGCUGCGCAUGUCCUGCAACGAUCAAUCGCUCUCCUCCUGAACGCACAGCUCACCUCAACUUCCUCGUUCCAACUCUCCUUGCCCCCUCUUUGCCUCUCCAUGCCCCCCUUCCUAUGCUACUACCCUGUUAUCACCCCGCCUUCCCUCCUUUCCCUCCCUUUCCUCCUUCCACUCCCUCUUCUCAUCCCCUCUCCCAACAACCCUCACUCAUCUGUCGCACAACCCUCUUCCGGUCCCUGCGUGCCCCCAUGCCCCUCCCCGCGUUGCUUCCCUCCCCCCACACUCCACCGUGCCCGCUGACCUCCGUGAGCCCGCGGCUGCACCCCCUGCGUCCAACCCUCUCCUGCCUUCGCUGGCAGUCAAGCUGUUUUGCACGUGCUGGCAGUGUGGGGGCAGCUUGGGGGCGGCUGGCAGGCGUGGUCGGCCAGCAGCGACUGCUCCACCGUGCAGGGCGUCGCAUGCGACGCUCGCAGGCAACGUCGUCUCCCUGGUACGUGAGGCAUGUGAGUGCUGCUCCAGCGCAUGUGAGUGCUGCUCCAGCGCAUGUGAGUGCUGCUCCAGCGCAUGUGGGUGCUGCUCCAGCGCAUGUGAGUGCUGCUCCAGCGCAUGCGAGUGCUGCUCCAGCGCAUGUGAGUGCUGCUCCAGCGCAUGCGAGUGCUGCUCCAGCGCAUGUGGGUGCCUUCAGAGUACUCUCGGCCCGCUUGCCAGGGGCGUGCCAGCAACGUGUGCAGGCAUCCCUCUCCUCACCUCAGUACAUUGCCCCAUCUGUAGUCCUUCCACGUCUCCCCUCCCUCUCCCUCUCCUAA
Molecule: messenger RNA, 879 nt
Organism: Closterium sp. NIES-65
Lineage: Eukaryota; Viridiplantae; Streptophyta; Zygnematophyceae; Desmidiales; Closteriaceae
Source: the annotation of a GenBank genome assembly